GCAAUAAUCACAUAAAAGGAAAGAGCCGAACGUUAUGAAAACCAGAGAAAGCGGAACAAAAAGUGGGCGAAGAAACACGACGGACAUUUUUAUAGGUCGGACGACACAAAACAGAAAAAAACAGACGUGAACGCUUUAUUUGGUGCAACGAAAUAAUUUUUUCGAACUGCUUCAGAGAAAACUGACCAUGGUGGGGACAGUCUGAAGAACCAAGGCCAUUAUUAAAGAAGUCUUAAGAGGAGGCUCUUCCUGGAAGAUUGAAACAAUGACACGGUGGGCCAGAGCUAACAAUGUUCAUAAACACAAAGCAACAGAGGCUACACCAUGGAGCCAACUAAGGGCAGGUAAAGCUGGAAGGAUCAAUGAAAUUGACACAAGAUCAAGAAGAGGCAGUUCUUCAGGUACACGUGCCUGGGAUGGUGCAUCACAUAGUUCACGGCACAUUCAGCCACGCCCUGGUAGAAAGAGAGCUAACAAUGAAAGAGAACUUGAUGUGAAUGGGUUUAUGGAUUAUUUGAAACAGCCACGGCAGUCACUAGCCCUAGGACCACGUAAAGGAGCCUCUUUGGGAGGCGUUGUAGUCACAGCAAUUGAAAAAGACAAAAGAAGAGGAGUCCGAAGGGUUAAGAGACAGAAUGCUAAAAAGAACAAUAUGGUGUGCUUUUACUGUAGAAAGCUUGGCCAUGGACUGGCCAACUGCCCAGAGGCUGAUAAUGAUGAAGAGUUGGGCAGAGGGAUCUGCUAUCGUUGUGGCUCUACAGAGCAUGAGAUCCAGAUGUGUAGAGCUAAAGUGGACCCUGCUCUAGGUGAUUAUGCCUAUGCCAAAUGUUUCAUUUGUGGCCAGACCGGUCACCUAUCCAAAUCCUGCCCUGAUAACCCAAAAGGACUGUAUGCUGCAGGGGGCUGCUGUCGUGUAUGUGGUUCAGUGGAACACUUCCAGAAGGACUGCCCUGAGCACCAGACCUCAGCAAACUCCAUCACCCUUAGCCGCCUGUCCAACCAGACAAGUGCUGAUCAGGAGGACAUUUGUGUUUCUGUGAAGAAUUUGCCAACCAAGAAGACUAAGGUGGUGGUCUUCUGAGCUAAGUCUAAGUGGUCUUCUGAGCUGAGCUACCAAAAUGUGCUGUUAGUUAUUGAUGUUUGUUUUCAAAGAAAAAACUGAAAGGUAAAUUUUAAUAUUCUGCUGUUAGUGUGCCUGCGAUUACAGUACUCAUUGCUCUGAAUUCUUUGUAUUACAAGUUGUAGUAUAUGUUGCAAAAAAUGCAACAAUUGUAAAUUAUCAAUAUAUAGAGCAACCAUACUUCAAAUAAACAUUUCAAGCUUGCACUAAGGAUUAACUUGGGCAUCAUCUUUUAAGGAAUGUAAAAGAUAUGUUGAAUGUUGUGCUGCUUGUGAGUAUAGACACACUUUUUUCGUAGGAUGUGUGGGAGAAACUCAUUAAUAUUCAUAAAGAUUCAUAAUAGGCGUAGCAUGUCAUGUGGGUUACACUUGAGUAUAUGCCACUUAUUUAGAGCAAUUUCAAUAGGCUAUUGAAAUUAUUACACAAAAAGCUUUAAUCAUUGCGUUUUCAGUUUGAUGAAGUUAUAUUUACUAUGAGGUUUGGUACGUCCUGUAGGUUGCACUUUAUUAAAUGCAUCUUGUUUUGGUCAACCAUUCAAAAUCUGUUCAAAUUAUUUCAUAGAAAACUAUCAUUAGAAUUCAGCAGUUAAAGCUGCCAACAUUAGAGGUGUAGUAUGUUAUGUAGAAGGCACUUCAUUACACAUCUUUUGGAGCAACAUGGUGAACCACUCAGAAGUUAUUGAAUAAUUCACAAAAACCUUUCACUGCAAAUCAACAGAAGUUGAAGUUAUUAAACCUGUUACUAGAGUUUGGAAGUUGUUAAAUUUGCCAAUAUAUUAGGUGCAGCACAUCAUGUGGAUUGUACUUGGUUAAGUAUAACUUGUUUUGGAGCAAAAUGGUCAACUGUUCAAAAGCUAUUAAAAUUAAUUCACAUAAA
Molecule: messenger RNA, 1996 nt
Organism: Colossoma macropomum (tambaqui)
Lineage: Eukaryota; Metazoa; Chordata; Actinopteri; Characiformes; Serrasalmidae
Gene: zcchc9
Product: zinc finger, CCHC domain containing 9
Exons: 7
Coding region: 266-1081 (271 amino acids)
Molecular function (GO): nucleic acid binding; zinc ion binding
Source: RefSeq, a predicted model, not a curated record